AUGACCACAGAACGAAAUUAUCGCACUGUCGGUGAUAUAACAAUUAAAAAUAAAGAAUCAGCAAAUCAAAUAAAUAAAAAGAAAGUUGACAUUUCAUACGGCAGAGCCGAAACAAAUUUCAAUGAUAUUGCGAUCGUUCAAUUACAAAAACCACUCACAUGUGAUGCACCUUAUUUUGUUGUCGAUGUACAUAGAUGUGAUCCAAAUACAAUAAUAUCCAUUGGUAUUGCACCAUUAGAUAUUGAUGCACAUGCAGGUCAAUUCAGUAACUCUCUUGGUUAUCAAAAUAACUCAGGCCGAAUAUAUACAUCAUGGAAAAUUCAUGCGAAUACACUUGCACUACGAUAUGGCAAAGGUAGUACAGUGUCCAUAUAUGUGACUUAUUUUGGAGAACACCUUUCAACGGUACUUAUUUUCUAUAACAAUUUCCCAAUAGCUACAAGAUAUCAUUUUGAAGGAAAUAAAACUAGGUAUCUUCCGACAAUAACAUUUUCUGGUGGACCUGCUUAUGUAUCUGUUCUCUGGCCUGAUGCUGUCGAAUACUUACCAUCGAUUACUGAUAUAUCCGUUUCUCAAUGGAUUCGAGGACCUUUGGGUAGUUAUAAUCCAGACACAAAUCUUUUUGAAAAUCGUUCAAAAGUAGAAGAUCUACCUAUACAAUCACCAAUACCAUUGAGUAAAUCGUUUCGUUAUUUUAUUAUUACACAAGAAGAGGUCUCAUCAACUGAUGGAAAAGGUGCUAGUGUUGGUUUAGCUACUUGUUCUCCAUUAAAACCAACACCAACAUGUUCGUUAUUGAAAGAUUAUUAUACAUGGUUUUCUAAAACGAAAAUGAAAGUUGGAAAUACGAUUGGUUGGGGAGUGUUUUAUGAUGAAAAUUGUAAAAAUGAUAAAGCUGAACAAUUGUGUCUUGUCUUCGUUAUGUUUAAUAAAUCAAUAGUUGAUGCUCUUUUUGUUCUACAGCCUGAAGGUGGUUUUUUUCCAAUUGUAUUACUUCAACCAUAUGCAUCGAAAGUAUCAAUCGAAAGACAUGAUAUAUUAACAACAGAGGAGUUAAAUAAACUUCAAGGACUUUAUGCACAAAUGGUGAGACCGGCUAUGGAAAUUUAUCGAAAAGAUACCGAGGAACGAUAUUUAUCGGAAAAAUUAUUUCGAAAAAGUGAACAGAUUCUACUCUCCAUUGAUAAUUACAAAUGUCGAGUAUCACUGCCAAAAACUGAAAACAGCAUUCAUUAUAUUCAAUUUUGUAAACCAUUAACUUAUGAACGACGUUUCUUUUUUGUUGAAUUAGAAAAUAUUACUAAAAAUUGUCAAGUCACAGUUGGAAUUGCUUCAGCUAAACAUAAAUUCAAUGAAGCACCUGGAACUGUUCAGAAUACAGUCGGCUAUAAUUCGUAUAGCGGUAAAUUAUAUGCAAAUCGUAAAGAUACUGGAAAUAUGCGUGGACAUAAAUGUUACAAAGGUGAUACAAUGGGUGUUCAAAUAGAGGCAUUUGGCAAAGAAAUGAGUGUUGCAUUGUUCAGUAGAAAUUUUCAACCACUUGGUACACGCUAUUUAACAUUGAAUGAUCAUUCACAAUAUUUUCCAACUAUACUUAUUGAAAAUAAUGGAGAUCCUGUUGAUUUAUUAGUUCAUUGGCAAACACGAGUUUCUGUACCACCACAGUUUAGUAUGACGAACCCUGAAGAUUGGUGUUUACCGGAAGCAGCAAGCAUCGAUUUAAAACAGAAAAUGUUUAUUCUACCAGAACAUUUUGAUAAAUCAUUAUGCAUCCAAGCUCCUUGUAGUUUGAAUAAAAAGAAUCGUCAUUUUGAAAUGGUUCUUUUGGAAAAAUUCACGGACAAUGAACCGCCACCUGCGAUUGCAUUAUGUACGGCAUCACCGGCUGAUCCACCAUCAAAAUCUCAAUUCAGACAAGAUUAUUUACGUUUUUGGCCAACAGGCGAUGCUGCAAGAUAUUUAAAACAAGGCGAUAAAAUUGGCUGGGGUAUUAUAUUUCCGCAAGAAGAAGAUAGUUUAAUAGGAGAAAAUAAAGAACAAUUAAUAAUUUGUUAUUUAAGUGUUAACCGUGCGGUUGGUUAUGUUCGAGUACUUUAUCAACCAGUAGGUGGCUUUUAUCCGGUUGUUAUAGCUCCACCAAAUAUUAAUCUUAUACAAAUGGAUUUUUCUGCUACACAAAUAUUAACAGAAGAAUUUACUACUGAACAAAUAAAUGCAAUUCUUGCUGAUGCAAGACUACAAAUCGAAGCAGAAGAGCAGUUCUUAAACAAUCCAGAAUCAGCAGAUCCAGAUAGUAGUAAUGAUGCACAAACAAUGCCUCAAUAUCCAUAUGAUAUGAACUCAACAGUACCUUAUAAUUAUCAAUAUCCAUACGAUAUGACUACAGCAGUGUCUAGUAACUAUCAAUAUCCAUAUCCAUAUCCAUAUGAUGCGAGUUCAGCUGCAUACAGUAACUAUCAAUAUCCAUCUAAUACGAGCGCAACAGUACCUACUAAUAAUUAUACAGCACCACCACAGAAUCAAUCAGUAAAAUCAAGCACUUGUAUUAUUGCCUGA
Rotaria socialis is the source of this 2556-nucleotide messenger RNA. The record is from the annotation of a GenBank genome assembly. Lineage: Eukaryota; Metazoa; Rotifera; Eurotatoria; Philodinida; Philodinidae.